Molecule: messenger RNA, 7210 nt
Organism: Dromaius novaehollandiae (emu)
Lineage: Eukaryota; Metazoa; Chordata; Aves; Casuariiformes; Dromaiidae
Gene: PHACTR1
Product: phosphatase and actin regulator 1
Exons: 16
Coding region: 259-2301 (680 amino acids)
Biological process (GO): stress fiber assembly; cell motility
Molecular function (GO): actin binding
Source: RefSeq, a predicted model, not a curated record
AAAAGUUUUCUCCUCAGGAUUGGUUUUCAAAUUUUAGAAAAGAUUGCAUGUUAAUCAAUGAAAACUGGAUGGAAGAAAACAACAGCUUUGGAACUCUGACUUCCUGAUUUCAGGCAAAGUAGUUGAAGGAAUUGUUUGAAGCGAGGGGUCGGUCUUCCUGCCCAAACCUUUCUGUUAGGUUUGCAUGGAAAAGGACUAGAGGAAUCUGACUGAUCAUCGAUACAGGAGUGCUGUACACAAACACAAAGUUCCUUCAAAAUGGACUACUUUUUGGAUGUCGAGUCUGCUCACAGACUGUUUUACAGUCAAGGGGCUCAAGCUCGUCGGGCAACUCUUCUCACUGUGCCCACACUGAUGACAGCAUCUUCUGAGGAGGACAUAGACCGGAGACCCAUCAGAAGACUCCGGUCUAAGAGUGACACCCCUUACCUAGAAGAGGCAAGGAUCUGCUUCAACCUUGAUACAGCUCGCCGGGCCACCCUGCUCACCGUGCCCACAUUAAUGGCGGCAUCUUCCGAGGAGGACAUCGACCGGCGGCCCAUCCGCAGAGUGCGCUCCAAGAGCGACACCCCCUACCUCGCCGAGGCCCGCAUCUCCUUCCACCUCGACACAGCUGAGGAGGUGGAAAGACUGGCUGCGAUGCGCUCAGAUUCUCUAGUACCAGGAACUCACACACCUCCAAUCAGAAGAAGAAGCAAAUUUGCCACUCUUGGAAGGCUUUUUAAGCCAUGGAAAUGGAGGAAGAAGAAGAGUGAAAAAUUUAAGCACACUUCUGCAGCUUUGGAGAGAAAGAUAUCAAUGAGGCAAAGCAGAGAGGAGCUUAUAAAACGAGGAGUGCUGAAGGAAAUCUUUGACAAAGAUGGGGAACUUUCCAUACCAAAUGAAGAAGGAGCCUUGGAGAAUGGGCAGCCUCUGGGCUCUGGGCAAGUGCUGAGCUCCAGCCAGGUAUCCCUGCCAGCCCUAGCAGAACUGGAGUCAGGUUCAGCAUCCGGGGAACCCUGCUCAUAUGAGGUGCUCCCAACCACAGAGAUCAUGGAUGGGACAGUGUCUGAAGAGAGCCCCACAUCCAAUGAACCCGGAGUCCUCCUGUCCCAAGAUCCUACAGCUAAACCAGUCCUGCUACUUCCCCCCAAAAAAUCUGCUGCUUUCCCUGGAGACCAUGAGGACACCCCAUUGAAACAGUUGUCCCUCCUCAAACAGCCCCCUGCCCUGCCUCCUAAACCUAUUGCCAGGAUUGCCAGCCACUUAACUGAUCCUGGCGCUCCUGUGAAACUGCCUUGUAUGCCAGUUAAACUGUCACCUCCACUACCUCCAAAGAAAGUCAUGAUUUGCAUGCCUUUAGGGGGGCCAGACCUCUCUCUCUCAUCCUAUUCCACACAGAAGAGCUCCCAGCAGCCUUUGACUCAGCACCAUCACACUGUCCUGCCAUCCCAGUUAGCAGCUCACCAGCACCAGCUCCAAUACGGCAAUCACAGCCAGCACCUGCCUUCUGGGUCCAGCACGUUACCCAUUCACCCGUCAGGGUGCCGGAUGAUAGAGGAAUUGAACAAAACGCUAGCCAUGACCAUGCAAAGGCUAGAAAGCUCUGGUUUACAUGCAGGUGACAGUGUUACAAAAACAGGACCUGGAGGCCUUCCAGACAUGAGACAAGUGCCAACUGUUGUGAUCGAAUGUGAUGACAAUAAAGAAAAUGUGCCUCAUGAACCCGACUAUGAAGAUUCUUCCUGCCUUUACACAAGACAGGAAGCAGAAGAGGAGGAAGAUGAAGAUGAGGAUAACUCGUUAUUUACAAGUUCCCUGGCAAUGAAAGUCUGCAGGAAGGACUCUUUAGCAAUCAAACUGAGCAACAGGCCGUCCAAACGAGAGCUGGAGGAAAAGAACAUCCUCCCCAUGCAGACUGACGAAGAGAGACUCGAACUCAGGCAGCAGAUUGGGACAAAGUUAACAAGACGACUGAGCCAGAGGCCGACUGCUGAGGAACUGGAGCAGAGGAACAUUCUGAAACCUCGGAAUGAGCAAGAGGAGCAGGAGGAAAAACGGGAGAUAAAGAGAAGAUUAACCCGUAAGCUGAGUCAAAGGCCCACAGUAGAAGAGCUACGUGAGAGGAAAAUCCUCAUCCGCUUCAGCGACUAUGUGGAAGUCGCAGAUGCGCAGGACUACGACAGGAGGGCGGACAAACCCUGGACACGACUCACAGCCGCCGACAAAGCAGCCAUUCGAAAAGAGCUUAAUGAAUUUAAAAGCACUGAAAUGGAAGUUCAUGAAUUAAGUAGGCAUCUAACAAGGUUUCAUAGACCGUAGCAGUUCAAUUCUACCUGACUACUAUGCCGUCUUCAAAACAUAACUAAAAGGAACCAUAAGUGCUGGUAUUAUUCACUUCCCUGUUACGUACAAUGUAAAUCUUCUGAACUGCCUUUUUAAAAAAGAGUAACAAAUAAAUAUAAAAAAAAGAAAAUUGUAUUUACAUGUGAUGGGUACUGCAGCAUCAUCAGACCUGCUGGUUCACGCUUCAAUAACAGAAAAUACCCCUGGUGGGAAUCAUACCAAGACUUGGCAUCUAUGUAUAAGACUUUCCUGGCAUGUGGAUUUGCCAUACAUGUUCAAGCCCAGCUGGUGGUGCAUCCAUUUCGUCUUCAGGCACUUCUCAUCCUGAUGAGCCUCUGUCAUCAACUCCAGAGAGCCCUGAGAUGGUGUUCAGGGAAGCACUGGCCUGAGUGAAGUCUCUGACGGACCUGCAGCUACGGCGCUAAGCGCUUGUACCAAACACUCAUUUCAAUCUGCGAGCACCUUAUGAGGACAGUGGAGGAGCAGAACUACCCUACGGACCAGCCCCUCUGUGAACAUCACCUGACUAGAAAGGCAUUUGCUUUCCCUGGAGAAGCUUACGGCCAGUUCUUAGGCACUGUUUGGCUUCCAAGAAGUAAAAGGUAUCACCUUAAAAGAACAGGACUCCUUACUGAAGGCUGGUUCAGUUCUAGCAACUGUUUAUUUUUCAUCUCUUUCAAAGGUAAUUUUCUAACUCCAGUUGUGAACCCAUCAGCAGUAAGUGGCAGGAAUGUUGACAAGCAAAACCAUCUCUUCAUGGUCACUGCAUGGCAGUCACUCAGUAGUUUGUUUUAUGCCCAAACAUCGUGAUUGUAUGAGGGCCAACGCGCCUCCUGUGGUUAGACAAGCUUGGAUUCCCACCUGCUUUGCAGAGGGGUACGUGACAUGAGGAACUGAGGGCUCAGUUAGGGAUAUUCAUCCUCUCUGUAUCAGGUGUGUAAAGAACUGACCCUAAACUCACAAUGAGAAAAAAAACGCUUUUUCUCAAUUCCAGCAUGACAGAUUGUGUUUUCUGGCCUAACAAAGAGAGUCUGUUGCGUUGUUAUGGAUGGUGAGACUUGACAUUGGUAUCUACAGCUGAGGCAUAAGGACAGAAAUCCAGGGGUGUUCUGUUUGGUUUUAAUUUAUUUUUAUUACAGUGGUUUAACACACAAACUGACCAAGUAGGGCUCAGAGAGCUGGUCACUCUGGGCCUGAUUUACCUGCCAACUUAAGUGUGUGCUUAACACUAAGUAAGCAUGUAAAUAGUCACACUGAAUUCAACAACGUCUCACAGGCUUAAUUGAAGCUGAACACAUACAAGUGCUUUUCUGAACUUAGGCCAGCACCUUCCAGAAUCAAGUCCUUAACCAGUAUGAUGCCAGCAAGCUCCAGCAAAUGUUGUGUAGGAUUUCUCUCCAGCUCUUAUAAGAAACUAUUAUGCCAUGUUUUGGAUCAAUGGUCCAAAGCACUGUAGCAACAUUACUGUAAGAAAUUCCAGAUUAUGACUUCAGGAUAUCUUUUUUCUUCCAUAAUAGCUAUUUUGCUUUGAAAGUUCAAACAGAGAGGCCAAAGUUUUUUACUAUGGUAUUGUAAUUUUUGUUAUUAUUUUAUUAUUUUUUCCUUUCUCACUGUCUUCCAUGUAUUUAUCCACUCUUCUGUGCUCCCUCUCUACCUCCCCCUGAGGCCAUGCUAAAGUUGUCCUUUACCAAUUGCGGGCCAAGAGGCCUCUCACAAGUGAGAAUUUUGUGGCCAAUUCUGUGUAGUGCCAAGCGCUCCUGCCUCUUCUCAGGCCUCGGUCUCAUUCCUGUGGUUGUGGGAGUAAAGCAGAAGGACCCAUGGGUAGGCCAUGGAGUUGCUCUCACAUUCAGCUUGCCAAAACAGCAUUGGAGGUGAGGCUUACUGACUCCAUUUAGGCUUAGCAGUACUCAAUACCUCGCGGAUUUGCACUCCAUUGGAGACGAGUGAAAGCAGUUCAUUCUCAUCUGUGGCCAUCCAUGCAACACUAUGGAGUAUUAGCUAUUAAACAGCACUUGGCUGUUGUAGAAUGGAAGAUGCAACAAAGGAAAGUAAAAACCAGCUGGUUUCUGGUGCCUCAUUUUGGGGCAGUUUGCCUCUGAUAUGUUAUUCUUCCAAGACCAGGUAACGAUUUCUGGAUAAACAUACAAAGCGAUCCCUGUAUCACCAGCUCACAACUGCUUUAGAUACAAGUUCAUCAGCAAUGGAAGCCUUUAAUGUGAAACGUUGUCAGCUCAGUGCAGCAGGGACAGAGCACUUAUUAGCCAGGAAUACACUGUUUUGGGGGUUAUUUUCCUGAAAGCGUGGGGUUUGUGUUUUUAAAUUCGUCCACACACGCAUGCACAUCUAACAAGACUGCAUUCCCUUUGAAAAGGAAAAACAAAGCUCUUGACUUUGGACCGCGCGCACUGCGCUAGGAAAGGGCUCCGGGCCGUAUCUGUGCUGAGCAGCAGCCAGCCCUCGUGGCCCCAGUGUGGCUGCCACGCCGGCCCUGGCAUCACUAGCCUUAGCAGUUCGGUGUGACAGGGAGCAAGACUGCUGCGGGAGCCAGCGAGACAGGAAUCACAGGACUCAGUAGGCUGGUGGGAGGAACAAGGGAGAUUUGGGUUUUGUGAUGAAAAUGAAGAAGCAAGAGGUGGAAGAAGCAGGCUGUUGUUGUCAGUCUAUCGUCAGUACUGAUGCUGCUGGGGGCCCGUGGGCAGCAUCACUUGUCCCUCGUGGGCAUGGACCCUGGAGGUGCCCAUGCCUGCACAUCUGGUAACCCAAAUAAGCCCCUUGUGCAGUGGUUGAAGCGCAUGACAGCCCAAUCCCAGGUGUGAGCCAGAAGGGUCCCCAGCCACCCAGCUUUCGGCUGGAUGGGCCCAAGGCUGGUCCCUGCUGGCCUCUGGGUGAGUUGCCAGUCCCUGGCCGCUGGCCACCUCAGGAUGUGUGCCACUUGCCUGGCAGCUACGCAGGGCCACAUUUGGUUUUGUUUUUUUUUUAAAUUAUGUUAACUCCUACCUGUCUGAGCAGACACCAGGACACAGUGGAAGAACUGCCAUAUUUCUCCCAAACUGCAAGAUUGUCACCAAGAAGGGGGAUGGGGGAGGAGAAAGAAGCCAUAUAAAGUGUUCAAAUGCUGUGGCAAGCAUCACAGAGCAGAACUGGCACUUCAUUUAGUUACAGCUUCAAUGGGCUUGGGUGUUUUGCAAAGUUAUCCUUUGGCAAGGCAUUCUUCAGAGAUGUAACAACCUUUCAGUGCCUGAACACUGCCAUGUGUCCCCGGUUUGCAUGCCCAGCUCCUUUUGGCAUUCAUGGGAAGUUGAGAGCAGACUGGGGAACCUCUAGUCUUUCUUUUUUUUCUAAUCUGUUUUUUGAGCACUGCAACUUCAUUUCUCAUUUGUGAUAGCCAUCUCCACCGUGACAAAGUAGUUGUGAGUCCAUUGGGGGAAAAAAAUUAUCCCCCCCCCCCAUCAACUUGGGCUGUGUGAAGGAAAGAAAGCUGAUAACAUUUCUGCUGAAGACUCCAACAAGCAUCCUCAUUCAUACUUGGAAGAGACUAACAGUAGUAAUAAAGAAGUUAGGUCAGGUUUACAGAAUGGGAAACCAACAAAGAACAAAAAUUGCUACUCCAGUAACUGAUCAUCAGGGCUGAUAGUGGAGAUAAUGUACCAAAGUCAAGGAAGAAAAAGACUAUAACCAGUAUCUACUGAAUCCUGAUGUGCUAUUUAUUCUUAAAAUGUGCAAAUAAUGUGACAUCUUUUCUUCAGCUUAUGGAAAGAUGAGGUGGAAACUGAGUGGCAAGAAAGAAGGAACUGGAAAAGCAAGUGCAGAACUUCUAGCCAAAAGCUUUGCUUAGUUGCGAAAAGCAAGGCGGAGGGUAACAUGAAGGUGGCAUCUCCCUCCCACCCACACCUUUGCCAGGAGUGGGCAACGGGGACCUGGUGACAUAUUUAGGACCAGCAGAAGGUCAGCGCUGUGGCCUUCCUCGUCCCAAGCCUCACUGGUUAUGCAUUUGCAAGUCAAAAAAUGUUUUAGGCUGCAUGUUCUCUGGGACAGGGCUUAAUCCAGCUUUUGCAUCUAGGCAAUUUCUAGUAUACGCUCUAGGCAUUACUGGGAGAGAAGGAAGGGAAAAAAGAAUAUAAUAGCGUUUUUUGGUUGUUUUUUUUUAAACCACUUUAUGGUCAUUGCGACUAGGUAGUGAGCCCAUUGCAAGAAUCUAUUUCAGCCCAAGGCUUACAUGUAACCACAGCACUUAUUUUUCAUCACCAUGACCAGUCACCAAACUCACCAUUCAUUAUUUCUACAGUGCCAUCUGUAUAGUGGCAACACUAUAAACCAACAGAGUGAAAGCACUUCCGACAUGCCCAGGGAAGGCUUGCAAUCGCAGUAACCUGGGUGAGAUGGAGACCCGACGUCAUAUGUGAACAGGGGCUCCCUAAUGUGCCUGCAAAUAAAAUCACUUUGUAUAAAUAGCCAUGGGAGAUGACUAGGCUAGUGAGAAUCAGGAAAGCAAAAGGGGGACAAAUGAUUUUUUCCAGGUGUUCAGUCUGCUCGAGCUUGCAACAACUUGUGUAAACAAAGAGGCGGUGGCGGGCAGAUUACCUGCUUUCCCAUGUGCCCCAAGUACUCCAGCACCAGUUGCAUUUUUCCAGUUGAUAUCCAAGUGUAUGUAUAUAGUUCGUCUUUGUAUAGGAGUGAGUGUGGUGACUGUCAAUCAUGUGCUCUUCCAGUAUUGUAAUUUAACAAAUUAUGGCUGUAUGAAAACCAUGUAAAUAACUAGAAAGAAAUUAAACUGGAUCGCUAUGUCCUAGUUUUUGUACAUACUGAAACUGCAUGGUGUUUAAAUUAUUGUUUGUCUCUGAUGUAUGCAGUUUCUUAAAAAAAUUCCUUUAAAAAAGAAAAAUCA